GUGUGAGAAGCAGUGUGUGUGUGUGUGUGUGUGUGUGAGAGAGAGAGAGAGAGAGAGAGAGUGUGUGUGUGUGUGUGUGGUGUAAAAUGUGCUUUUCAAAGUGCUGAGAGGUUGAUGGGAAUGUUUGAUUAGCUCCCCUCAGAAGAGAAAAGGUGCUUGGACCUCUUCUUUCUUCUUUAAGAAUAAUUUGGAUGGGAUCUGUGAUGCAGACAAGCUUAAGCAAAAAAGGAUAUCCAUUCUGUGUGGUGGAAGAGUUCUGAAAAAAAAAUUGCUUUCUUCAAACAAGGGUGCCAUUUUGGCAUUUAUGGGGAUUGUUGUCCUCACUAUGAAGGCAUCUGUUAUUGAAGUGUUCCUUGUUUUGCUGGUGACUGGAAUACACUCAAAUAAAGAAAUGACAAAGAAGAUUAAAAGGCCCAAAUUCACUGUGCCUCAGAUCAACUGUGAUGUGAAAGCUGGAAAGAUAAUCAACCCCGAGUUCAUUGUGAAAUGUCCAGCAGGAUGCCAAGACCCCAGGUACCACGUUUAUGGCACUGACGUCUACGCGUCCUACUCCAGCGUGUGUGGCGCUGCGGUUCACAGUGGUGUGCUCGAUAACUCAGGAGGGAAAAUACUUGUUCAGAAAGUUGCUGGACAGUCUAGCUAUAAAGGGAGUUACUCCAAUGGUGUCCGGUCAUUAUCCCUUCCACGAUGGAGAGAGUCCUUUGUCGUCUCAGAAGGUAAACCACAAAAAGGUGUAACCUACCCACACACACACACACAUACAAGUAGCAAAUCAGUAUCAGCAAAGGCAGGUGAGACCACAAAAGCUGAUCACAGCUCAUCAGUUCCAGGGACAACUGCACAGCCGGUCACCCUGAUGCAGGUACCGGGGACCACCAUGGUCGGAGCCACCCACACCACAUUGCCAAAGCCAUCCCCAUCUGCAGGCUCCACCAGCAGCAGCCUCAGACCACAGCCUGUGGGCCAGAGAAGCCGGGAGCUGGGGGAGCCUGACUUGUGGAAACCUGGAUCAGUCCUUCUAGAUGCAGGAUUUGUUCCAAAAGAAGAAUUAAGCACACAGUCUUUGGAACCAGUGUCCCAGGGAGAUCCAAACUGCAAGAUCGACUUGUCGUUUCUCAUCGAUGGGAGCUCAAGCAUUGGCAAACGUCGAUUCCGAAUCCAGAAGCAGUUCCUGGCUGACGUCGCCCAAGUUCUGGACGUUGGCCCUGCUGGUCCACUGAUGGGUGUUGUUCAGUACGGAGAUAACCCUGCUACCCAAUUUAACCUCAAGACUCACACAAAUUCCCAGGACCUAAAGACAGCCAUAGAGAAAAUUACCCAGAGAGGAGGGCUUUCUAAUGCAGGCCGGGCCAUCUCCUUUGUGACCAAGAACUUCUUUUCCAAAUCUAAUGGAAACAGAGGCGGUGCUCCCAAUGUGGCUGUGGUGAUGGUGGACGGCUGGCCCACGGACAAGGUGGAAGAGGCUUCAAGGUUCGCGAGAGAGUCAGGAAUCAACAUUUUCUUCAUCACCAUUGAAGGUGCCACUGAAAAUGAGAAGCAGUAUGUGCUGGAGCCCAACUUUGCAAACAAGGCUGUGUGCAGAACCAAUGGCUUCUACUCGCUCAAUGUGCAGAACUGGUUCGGCCUCCACAAGACCGUGCAGCACCUGGUGAAGCGGGUCUGUGACGUGGACCGACUGGCCUGCAGCAAGACCUGCUUAAACUCAGCCGACAUUGGCUUCGUCAUCGACGGCUCCAGCAGCGUUGGGACAAGCAACUUCCGAACAGUCCUCCAGUUCGUGGCCAACCUCAGCAAAGAGUUUGAGAUUUCAGACACGGACACGCGGAUCGGGGCCAUGCAGUACACCUACGAGCAGCGGCUAGAGUUUGGGUUUGAGGAGCACAGCAGCAAGGCUGACGUCCUCAAUGCCAUCAAGAAGGUGGGGUACUGGAGCGGUGGCACCAGCACAGGGGCCGCCAUAAACUACGCCCUGGAACAGCUCUUCAAGAAGUCCAAGCCCAACAAGAGGAAGCUGAUGAUCCUCAUCACUGACGGGAGGUCCUACGAUGACGUCAGGAUACCGUCCACAGUUGCCCAUCACAAGGGAGUGAUCACCUAUGCAAUAGGCGUGGCCUGGGCUGCACAGGACGAGCUGGAAGUCAUUGCCACUCACCCUGCCAGAGACCAUGCCUUCUUUGUGGACGAGUUUGACUACCUCUACAAAUUGGUCCCCCAGGUCAUCCAGAACAUUUGUACAGAGUUCAACUCACAGCCUCGGAACUGAAUUCAGAGCAGGCAAAGCACCAGCAAACGCUCUUUCCCAACCGGCUCAGGCACAACCCCCAACGCCGCAGGGGACACACGUGGGGCAGCAAGGCACGCAGGGCUUGGAAAUGACGCGUUGUUAUUACUCUUUGCCAGUGUGGGUUUUCAUACUUCAAACCUUGGAGUUAGAAAUUGAUUGUAAAUUUGUAGAAUGAGCCAAAAUGAUAGGUCGUUUUGGGAGUGCUGGGGAUUUUACAUUUGGAGAACUGUCUUCAAAAUAAAUGUUGAGAACAGAACAUGGCACUUACAACAGGCUUAACUAGCGCUUUUGCGAGGUUUUUAACAUUUUAAUUUCCCAUUAGAAUUCUGUAACUCUCCACAAGUUUCAGUUUUGUCAUGACAAUAUAGGAGUUGCUUAAUUAAAUGUCUGAAAAGCUUUCAUGCAA
Vicugna pacos (alpaca) is the source of this 2690-nucleotide messenger RNA. The record is from RefSeq and is a predicted model, not a curated record. Lineage: Eukaryota; Metazoa; Chordata; Mammalia; Artiodactyla; Camelidae.